Molecule: messenger RNA, 5223 nt
Organism: Ictidomys tridecemlineatus (thirteen-lined ground squirrel)
Lineage: Eukaryota; Metazoa; Chordata; Mammalia; Rodentia; Sciuridae
Source: RefSeq, a predicted model, not a curated record
CCCCAGGGCCAAAACAAAAAGUCUUUCAACAACUGUAUUUCAAAAAACUUCGGAAGUUUCCCUUUAAAACCACUUUGCAUGUUUUCCUUUGGGAGUAGGAACAGGAGGUUUUGAGGAGAAGCAUUAAUUCUUUCAUUUUAUACUGAUGUUUAUAUUUUCCAAGAACACAUUUUUUUUUACAAUCAGAAAUUAUUUAAAAAGAAACAAUAUAAUUAUUGUAGCGACAUGUACAUAGUACUUACAGGGAUCCUUAUCUUUCUAUUCACUUUAUUCAAUAAUUCUAACUACUCUGUGAGGCAGAUACUACUAUUAUCCCUAUUUUACUGAGGAAACUGAGACACAAAGAGGUUAAGAAACUUGUCCAGGGGGUGAAAGCACUAAGUGAUAAGUGGGGAUCUGGCUUGGUCUGUUUUUAACCACUGUACUAACAUUUGCCACAUAAAAACAGUCUACCUUAAGCAGAAGUGCUGUGAGUGCUCUCCAGAGUAUUAAGGCCACCAUGCAUUCUUUCCCUAAACUUUUCUAGCUGGGUCUCUCCAAGGUCCCUAAAACAAAUGCUAGAUUAAUAAUGGCUUAUGUAUUUUUAGUGCAGAAAAUAUGAUUCACAUAUUGGUUUGGAAGUUCUUCGGAAAGUAGGGACCAGAAAACUUGGCGCUAUUGCUGCCUUUUUCCCCUUUGAUCAGAUGUACAUCAAGUACAGAUUAAUUGUGUUUUAGGGAAGACCGACUUCCAUACAGACCCAUCUGGAACUACUGGGUCCUUAGUUCUGUUUCUGCAGGAGGUAGCUCUGGGCUUUUGUUUAUUUUACACAUUGGGCUUCUGUACAAGAUGAACUGUUUUUAUUGGUUUCAAAAGAAGCUUGAAAAUUCUAGAAGCAAUGGGAAUAGGAAAAAGUUUGUUUAGCAUAUACCAGUUUUCUCCAUCUCUAGUAUAUGUCUGUCUCUCUAUCUCUCUUUAUCUCUUUCUCUCCCCCUCCUUCCCAAAAAUAUUUUGCAGAGCUCUAAAUUUUAAGGGAUUCCAAAUAUUCAGUUAUCUCUCAGCUUUGCAACUUGUGUUUGUUACUCUUGUUUGGUGGCACUGUCUUGGGUGAUGAAUCUGGGACUGUGAUUGCUUCUGGGGCUGCCUUUGAUGGAAAGGACAGGCUGACUUUAUUUAGCAAACACUGUUCUGAGAACAUACUUUAUAGAUUCAGACUCUUUUUCCCUAGCAUGUGCAUGAGCUUCUGUUUAGGUACCUUAUAUUACUAUGGUAGUUCUCCAGGCAGCCCAUGGAGGUGGGUCCUAGGCAGUGUUACCUCUGGGAGGAAGCUGAAGGCAGAAAGGAAGGUUGUACACAGAGGGUGGGAGGUAGGGUCAGACUUCCAGCCAGUCAGGUAUGCCUGAGCUCUCCUUUCUCUUGUAAGGAGGACAGUGAACUCACCCUCCAUCAGAUAUAGUCAUGGCCUUAUUUAGAGUGUAUUUUAGGUUUUGACUUGUUUUAGUGAUUAUUCUGAUUGAUGGAACUCUGCAUUUAGCCCUGAGAGUCUUCAGCACUUCUGUGGAGAAUUCAGAGGAAAGGCCCUACCAACCUGCUGGGUUAUAUUUUCUAAAAGUUUAUUGUAAGGAAGGGAAGUUAUGAAAACACUCUUCUCUUUUUGUUGUAACGUUGGUUUAUUUGGUACUGUUAUCGAUUCUUAUUAAAAUUCAAGCACUAAUAGUUCUGCAAACUCAUUGGGCUAGUAAAAACUUUUCAGGACCUAUGCAGAUUACAAGUGCCCCUCCUCCCCUUUUCGUAAGGCUCCACCCUCUUUGACUAUUUACCCCCCACAAAUCCACCGUCUCUCUCUAGCCCUGUGUAGUGGCUUCUGCUUCCAAACCAGCAGGGCUUAAUGAAAACCCUAGAAAGUAGGAACUUGUGGGAGAGAAAAGAGAGAGCCACAUUCACCAGGUUCCUGGGUGGAGCUACCCAUGAAUAGCAGCAAUGGCAAUGAUAAUGGCAAUGGGAAGAAUGGGGGGCUGGAACAUGUACCUUCUUCCUCUUCCAUCCACAAUGGAGACAUGGAAAAGAUUCUUUUGGAUGCACAGCAUGAAUCAGGACAGAGCAGUUCAAGAGGCAGUUCUCACUGUGACAGCCCUUCACCUCAAGAAGAUGGGCAGAUCAUGUUUGAUGUGGAGAUGCAUACCAGCAGGGACCAUAGUUCUCAGUCAGAAGAAGAAGUGGUAGAAGGAGAGAAGGAAGUUGAGGCUUUGAAGAAAAGUGCAGACUGGGUAUCCGACUGGUCCAGUAGACCUGAAAAUGUUCCACCCAAGGAGUUCCACUUCAGACACCCCAAGCGCUCUGUGUCUCUAAGCAUGAGGAAAAGUGGAGCCAUGAAGAAAGGUGGUAUUUUUUCUGCAGAAUUUCUGAAGGUGUUCAUUCCAUCUCUCUUCCUUUCUCAUGUUUUGGCUUUGGGGCUAGGCAUCUAUAUUGGAAAACGACUGAGCACACCUUCUGCCAGCACCUACUGAGGGAAGGAAAAGCCCCUGGAGAUGCCUGUGGCCUGUGAAGUGGUGUAUUGUCACAGUAGUUUAUUUGAACUUGAGACCAUUGUAAGCAUGACCAACCUUCCCCCCUAUUUUUACAUAUCCAGUCCAGUAACUCUCAAUUCCAGUAUUUUAUUCAAACUCGGUUGAGUCAUUUUACUAACUUUAUUCCCUUUUUGGCCUGUAAGACACUUUAGAAUUUCCUAACAGAAUUUAGAAAUUUGCAAGGGCUUUUUUUCCGCAAAUGCCACCAGCAGAUUAUAAUUUUGUCAACAAUGCUGUUGUCUCCUGUUAGUACCACCAGAAUUAGACCUGCAUCACUCAUGGUAGGAAUUUUACUCUGGCAGUGUAACUACCGUCUAUCUUGAAAUGAGAUCAGGUUAGCAAAUGAUAUAAAAUGCUUUGUUGUUUAGUUUUUGUUUUGUUUUCCAAGACAGUCAAGCUCUUCCCAAAGCUUGAAUUUAGUUAUUAAAAAGAAAGCAAAAACAAAACAAAACAAAUUAAAAAAAAACAAUGACAAUAAAAAGCAAGACACAAGAAAAAAUAUCCUGGGCAAUAAAAAAUUAUUUUAAACCAGCUUUGGAGCCACUUUUUUUCUAAGCCUCCUAAUAACGUCUUUUAGUUUUUAGGAGGCGGGUUGUGUAAAUGAUAGGUAGGAAAUAUAGUAAGAACUAAGAUACAUCAGCAGAUUUUAUUAGUAGUAUGCUGUAAUGCUGUCUUUUCUAUGAUGUGGAAUCUUUAUUUCUGAUAAGGAAGUCUCAGGCCUAGUCAUGCAAAUUGCUUUUGAGUUUUUUGUGUAUUUGGUAUUUCCGUGUAGUAGCUGCAUGUGAAUUUUUCAUGACUUUACUUUUUUUUUUUUUCCUUCAUUUUUUUUCCUCUAAGAAGAGACUUGAGUGAGUCCAUUUUUGGUGUUAACAUAGGCUUCUUGUUUUAGGAAGCUUCACUUAUACUCUGAAGCCUUUAAACUCUGAAGAAAAUUGCUUCAGAAUUAUUCCAAGCACUUGUGCAACUUUGAAAAGCAGACUUGGGUUGUGGGAACAGUUGGCAAAGUUCUGGAAAGAUGCCAUUCGUUUCCUUCUGGUCCCUCCCUUGCUGGUGUUUACUGUGCGUCUUCCCAAGGUGGCCCCUGGGAUUCCAUGGGCGUUGGUGAUUUUCUCAUGUGAUAGUCUUUUCAAUUAUGUUAAACUCUUGACGUUUCAGUACACUCAGCAGGUCCCUUCAACAACGUGCUUUUUCGUUUGUUUCUAAAAUGUGAAGCUUUUAGGACCAAAUUGUUAGAAAGCAUCAGGAUUGUCAGUUAUUUCAAGUAGAUUUUAUUGGAUUUCAGAACAUACAGCAUGACUCUGAAGGAUACUACUGUAUGUUUUAUAUAUAAAAACUAUUACUGUUUAUGAUGUAGACAUUGCUGUUGAAUAUUUAGAGAACCAAUUGUUAAAAUUGUUAAAAUUUAAAGCUAGCAAUCUAUAAAAUGCAUCAGGUUGACUUGAAUAAAAACACUAUGACAACCAGGUUUGCCAGUUUGCAGAAACUAACUCUUCUUUCUUGAAUCAAGGUUGGUAAAAAUGAUAUAUUACAGUGGGAAGUAACACAGGUUCAAUAAAAAAUUAUUUUCUGCUUUUUUUUGAGAACAUAACUGGCUAUCUUUAAGAAAAGUGAUAUAUCCAAAAUAGUUUCCUGAAUUAUUUUCUUUUUUCUUUCUAUCAUUUGAUAUCUAAAUAAUUUUGGACAUCUUUUUUUUAUUAUAACUUGUUUCUGUCUUACUGGUAGCAUUUGAUUUGCCUUCUAACCUAUUUAUUUCAAGUCUUUUUCAGUUUCUUUGGGAAGAAAGUAUAUCUGAUGGUCCACUGUUGUUGUUUGUUUGUUUGUUUGUUUGUUUUUGAAGAGCCUGAAUAAAAUUGGAAAGGCUGAUAAAAAGAACUAAACUGCUAUAACAAUACAAUUUGUAUUAUAAUUGGUGGCAUGGGAGAGAAGAAGAAAAUUGUACUUUAAGAGCAACUUUUUAUAGGCAAUACAUUGCCCUCUUUCUAAAUUCAGUAGCAGUUUAUCAGUAGUGCCAUUGGAUUUUGGGUAUAUUUGUGAUUUUUUUUUUCCAGCAUUGAAAAUAAGUUCAGUGUUGCUCUUUUUGAAGUUAUGGAAAAUGAUUUCAGACAUGAAUACUUUAUCACAGUAGAACUCACCACAGGAGGAGCUCAUGCAGUAUUUAUCUAUAGUCCUUAACAUGUGGGAUGAAUGUUUAUGUUCCUCCUAGACUUUUGUUGAAUGAAAACACACUGUCUGAUUGGGAAGGAGAAUUCAACGAUUAACAGUUGAAAUUCUGAGAUUAAUGUUUAAAAAGCUUUACACCUGUUUACAAAUUGGGGCUGAAAAGGCAGGUUUCAUUUUCUUAUGUUUGAUGAAAACUGGCUUAAAAUAUUUGUAAAUAACAUCAAGAGCAAAACUGCACAACCUUGCACAUUGAAAAGUGUAGCAAGUUACCUUGAUUGCAGUAAAAUUAUUUACUAGACUAAAAAAAUCAAGAAAAGAAAAGAAAAUUGAAGACUUAGCCAGCUAGAUGAAUUUAUAAAAAAAACAGAUAUUGAAAUUAUUGGACUUAACUGAGCCAAAGUGAAUAUGCAUUCUUCAUCUAUUUAGUUAGCAUUUUGUAUCAUUAAAUACAGUUUACAAUACAUGUAUAACUUGUAGCUAUAAACAUUUUGUGCCAUUAAAGCUCUCACAAAACUUU